Aplysia californica (California sea hare) is the source of this 2594-nucleotide messenger RNA. RefSeq names its product DNA-directed RNA polymerase III subunit RPC4. The transcript is spliced from 10 exons. NCBI's taxonomy places the organism in Eukaryota, Metazoa, Mollusca, Gastropoda, Aplysiida, Aplysiidae. Gene Ontology annotation, cellular component: RNA polymerase III complex. The record is from RefSeq and is a predicted model, not a curated record. Gene Ontology annotation, molecular function: DNA binding. Gene Ontology annotation, biological process: transcription by RNA polymerase III. The coding region runs from base 169 to 1350 and encodes 393 amino acids.
CGACGGCUUAUGUUGACAUGUGAAACUUUUCAGUUUGAGAUUUAUAUGCCAUCCAUGUUCUUUGCCAAAGUUCACACCAAGAAAUAAGUGAAGGAGAAGUUAAUUAACUUUCUUGUUCUUAUUCUGUCAUCACCAGUGAAUAUUUUGGGUAGUUCAGGGAACUAACAAAUGGCUUCAGGCUCAGGAGAUGGAUCGUCAAACAGCUCAGAUAUCCCCAGAGGACUCAUCAACAGGAUGGGAAAUCCUGUUGGACGAGGCUCAAGGUUGCCGUCUGUGCGGGGCCACCGAGACUUGACCCUGGGAGGUAUACAGAGGAAAGUUUUCACACCGAACUUAGCUGCUGUCAAAAAGGCUGCCAGCAAGGAUGAGCCUUCGAAGCAAGCCUCCGCUCCCAGCUCUUCAAAGUCGGACCAGACCGACUCGAGGGGAAAGGGCAGAGGUCGGGGCAGGUCUGACCGAGGCCGUGGGCGGGGCAGAGGUCGUGGAGAGGACAGGACCAUCCAGCUGCAGUCAGAGUUCGCCUACGGCCCGAUGGGUGGCCAGUCUUCUGGGUGGAGCAGAGGUAGUGGAGGUGGUGGGGGAGGCGGGGGAGGGGCUGGCGGGUCGCGGCAAAGGGAUGCUGAGGCCGCGUCCUUCAAGAUGAGUCUGAAGCAGAGCACGAGCUCAGAGGAUGACAAGAAGAUACUGGAGGCCUUGAUGAGAGACGACUUUGUUUCGGACAUUUCAAGCGGAGAUCCUCACAUGAGGCCGGUCAAACUGCCGUUGAACUGCAACAUUCCCUCUGUACCUUCUGUAAAGGAUGAAAUCAAAGCUGAGCCGAAAGAGGAGGGUAUGGACAUAGACAUACCAGACGGUGUGAAGGAAGAGACCGUAGGGGGUCCCUCUCAACAUGUCAACCCGGCACAACGCAAGGUCAAAUCCGAGGAAAUCCCGACUGUGAUGAGUGUCCUGGACAGUGCCCCCAACUCUGAAAAAGGCGAGCUUGUGUUUAUCCAGUUCCCAGACACACUCCCUGGAAUCCCCGUGUUGUCUGACGACCGGCCCAAGACGUCCACCGGCACUAGCAAAGAGGAUGAGCUGUCCCAGCGACUAGGCCUGUGCCAGCUCAAGGACUGCAGCGAGGGUUACGUCGGGAAAUUGAGGAUCCGCAAGUCGGGCAAGGCCGAGCUGGUUCUGGAGCAUAACACCAUGGAGGUUUUGGCUGGGCUCCCCGCGAACUUCCACCAGGAGCUGGUCUCCAUCCACACAGAUUCGAACCCGGGCCAGAUGGUGGCGCUGGGUCAGGUGAGCCAAAAGCUCAUCGUUGCUCCGGAUUACAACUCCUUGUUACAGGAGACGGAGCGCUUUUGACAGAGAUGUUGUUAUGUGUGUAUGUGCGUGUGUGUGAUUGGGCGCUUCUGACUGGGAUGUUGUUGUGUGUGUGUGUGUGUGUGGAGCGCUUCUGAGUGUCAUGUUGUUGAAUUGUGUGUGUUGCUGAAGAAAGUUUGCGAGUGUGUGCGUCCAUGCAAUAGGCUUCGCUCCCAAUGAUUCCUGUCUGCCAUGUGGCACAAGUCCUGACGACCUGCAGCACACAGUGUAUGAGUGCCCGCACGGGGAUGCACAUUGAGGCCCGCUCAUGGAGAGCAACGCGAGACCAGACGUGGAUGUACUCUGGACGAGGCCUGCACGAGGUUGCCUCUUAUCUGUCUGUUUGUAGCAGACUGCGGCCCUCCUAACGGAGGCCAGCCAGAGGAAGGAAGGAAGGAAGGAGUGUAUGUGUGUGAUUGGUGGGCGCUCUGGUGUGGUUUGCUCCUUCUUUCCUAUCAAACAUCUAUGGUCCUUAUCUCUCCUCCUUUUCUUUGUUCCGUAUGUUAUAAAGCCCACUGAUCACUUUUAGUGGAAGUGCUCCAUGUAAGUGAAAUUUGUUAUUAUUUAUUAUUAUUAUUGUCUAGUAACACCUCUGAUCUUUGACAUCACCUAUGUGACCUAUCUGUGUUGCAAGUGCUGUAAAACUGUGAAACUGUAAAACUAUGAAACUGUAAAACUGUGAAACUGUAAAACUGUGAAACUGUAAAACUCCUACCAAAACUUUGACAGUCAUGUUGUCGAAAAAAUGUGUGGCUGAAGAAAGUUUGAGAAUGUGUGCAUGUUUGUGAGCGUGAGAGUUGAUUGUAAUUUUAUACCUGCGUGUUGGUAUAUAUAUAAUAUAUAUAUAUAUAUAUAUAUGCAGUGUCCGGUGUUUUAGUUUUAACAUCUAACUCAAAAUAUUCCACAGGAAUUUGAGUGAUUUAAGUGGUCUAGUCCUUUUGAUUUUCCAGUAAUAAAAGUAUCUGUGCCAUUGAUAUAUAUGGCUUACUCUCAGAGGUGGACAUUAGAGAGCAGGUCUUGGGCCACAGGGUGAACUGUUGCCGUUUCUAUCUCCCAUUUGCCAGUUGUAGGUUUUACUUCUUGUGUCAUGUAGUGACUCACACACGCCAUCUCUGACUGGUUAUAAUAGUGGUUAAGCUCUCAGACUCGCGAUCGUAAGGUCGUUGGUUUGUAUCCCAUCAGGGGCCCCAUGUUGUAUCCUUGGGAAAGACACUUUACACAAAUUUUCCUCUCUUUACCCAGGUGGG